Messenger RNA from Saccostrea cuccullata (small rock oyster), 1981 nucleotides. Its product is annotated as isocitrate dehydrogenase [NAD] subunit alpha, mitochondrial-like. Gene Ontology annotation, molecular function: isocitrate dehydrogenase (NAD+) activity; magnesium ion binding; NAD binding. The record is from RefSeq and is a predicted model, not a curated record. The transcript has 10 exons. Gene Ontology annotation, biological process: tricarboxylic acid cycle; isocitrate metabolic process. Bases 100 to 1185 code for a protein of 361 amino acids. NCBI's taxonomy places the organism in Eukaryota, Metazoa, Mollusca, Bivalvia, Ostreida, Ostreidae. Gene Ontology annotation, cellular component: mitochondrion.
ACUUUGAGAUCUUCCCCAAAAAUAAUUAAAGCGCUUAAAACACCUUGAUUAUCAACGGAAAUCGAAAUAUUGGAACUUUCCAUUUUGAAGGUCACAACGAUGGCUUUUCGGCGAACGUUGAAAAGGUUGCUACAGGAGAUUCCCAAUCAGAACUCCCGAAGCUAUGCCACAGAAGGCAGACAGCUGGUUACUAUGAUUCCGGGGGACGGAAUCGGUCCAGAGAUUUCACAGGCCGUCAAGGACAUAUUCAGUGCUGCAGGGGCCCCGGUCGACUGGGAAGAUGUCGAUGUCACUCCUGUUAAAGGCCCAGAUGGAAAUUUUCGACUCCCUCCAAAGAUUUUUGAAUCCAUGGAUAGAACAAAAGUCGGUCUUAAAGGCCCAUUAGCCACACCCAUAGGAAAAGGACAUCAGUCUCUAAAUCUAGCCUUAAGAAAAGCUUUUAGUCUGUAUGCAAAUGUGCGCCCCUGCAAAUCAAUAGAAGGCUACAAAACGGCCUACACAGAUGUAGAUCUGGUCACCAUUAGAGAGAAUACAGAGGGGGAAUACAGUGGAAUAGAACAUGUGAUUGUUGACGGUGUGGUACAGAGUAUUAAGAAGAUCACAGAGGAAGCGUCAAUGAGGGUCGCGGAGUACGCCUUCUCUUACGCUCGUGACAACAACAGGGACACAGUCAUGGCCGUCCACAAGGCGAACAUAAUGAAGAUGACCGAUGGAUUGUUUUUAAAGUGCUGUAGACACGUAGCUGAACAGAACAAAGAUAUUAAAUUUAAAGAGAUGUACCUGGAUACAGUCUGCUUAAAUAUGGUCCAGGAUCCCACACAGUUUGAUGUGUUGGUGAUGCCCAAUCUCUAUGGGGAUAUCUUGAGUGACCUGUGUGCGGGACUUAUCGGAGGACUUGGGGUGACACCUAGUGGUAACAUUGGACAAGAUGGUGCUAUUUUUGAAUCCGUACAUGGGACGGCCCCUGAUAUCGCUGGAGAAGACAAGGCUAAUCCCACGGCUCUACUUCUCAGCGCUGUCAUGAUGUUACGAUACAUGGGUCUGGGACAGUACGCUCGACGUAUAGAGACUUCCUGUUUUGACGUCAUCAGAGAGGGAAGGUAUUUGACUGGUGAUUUGGGGGGAUCUUCUAAGUGUUCCGAGUUCACAGGAGAAAUCUGUAGAAAGGUGCAGGAGAUAGAGUAGACGAAGACUGAGGACUAGGAAGUAUUUAUUGAUAUUUUACCACAGAAUUAAAUAUUGAGGGAUUGUUUUAAAUCUUUAAUUAGGAUUUCUAUAAAACACAAGGUACAUAUAGAUCAUCUGCAUUAGAAAUUCUGUUGUAAUUAUGAGCUCAUUUGUAUUUCUGUGUAUUCAUCUGCUUUACAAGUCCCAUGAUUUGUUUUGUUUUUUUGUCUGAGAUAUUGUUUAUAGACUUGUUCAAUAUUUUUGUAAAUUGUAAUAUUUAAAUUUAUGGGACCCACAUAAGUUUUAUUUGAUCUCAUAUCUGAGUUGUUGAUAAGUUUGUAUUUGUGAUAAAUUAUGGAUAACAGUUCAAGAAAUUAUUUGCAAUGAAUUUCUGCAAUAUGUAUUUAAUUUGAAAGUAUAGUGUUGUUUUUAUGUACAUGAUGUAAUGGAGGAUAGUGACAGUGUUAGUUUCAUGCAAUACUCCAGCCUCAAUGAAGCAGAAAAGUGGCUAGAGCUAAAUAUUAGCCAUGCUGAAUUCUAAUGUCUUUCGUGUAUUUAAGAGGUUGUUAAAUUUAUAAACAACACCAAAGUUUGUCAUACUAACAAAUUAAUGACAAGUAUAAAGUUAUAAGAUACAUAUUACAGUUAAUUUUUUACUGAUAUUGCCUGUAAUUUUUAAAAUUAGGGUUACAUACAGUGAAAUUUUUUUUGGCAGUUUGUGAGACAGAUCUGUUGUUAUCAGUUGUUUAAGUGAAUAUUUGUAUUCUACAUGAGUAAGAAGAAGAAUAAAAAAAAUCCUUUAAACGCUAUAUGU